CCAGUAAUUGGUCCAUCGUCAAACUGCGCCAUAGCGUUUUACAAGCAGAGUUGGGGGAAUGAUUCAACCUUGCAAGAUGAAAGCAGUUCUUGUAUUUGCCUUCCUUGUUUCCAUCCCCGUUGGAUAUGGCCUCAAGUGCUUCGAGUGCGUUUCUACCAAGGAUUGGGGUGGCUGUGCUAGUGUCAGAAAAGAGGUGACUUGCGAUUCAAGUGCGGAUCGCUGUGUUAAAGGUAUGAAAGAGGGAACACAAGAUGAUGUCUCAGUCACGGUAUACAUUAAAGGUUGCGCUGAAUCAUCCGAAUGCGAUGCUGAUACAUCGGACUUUUGCAAGUCUGACACAGGAGAGGUGAAGAAGUGCGAUAUCAACUGCUGCAGUGGCGAUUUGUGCAAUGGAGGCAAAGUUCCAAUGGUCAGCGCCAUCAUGCUCUUGGCAUGCGCCCUUGUAGCUUUUCUUCGCUAAUUUUGAGAAGCUAUUCAACAGUUAGCAGUGCCACGAAAAAGUGUAGAAAAUAACGUUGAGUUACCGAUUCCACGUAGCUAGUGUUGCAUUAGGCACAUCGAGUUUUUUUAGUAGAAACUGUUCCAGUCAUUGUAAUUUCAAGCGAUAUUUUUUGCAGUAAAUCAGUCUCGUCAGUCUGUAUAUCAUUUAUUCAGUUAUUUUGUUCUCUAGUAAAACUAUCUUUUAUACCUUGGAAUGAACAUAAGUGACCUUUGAUGAAGACUCAAUCGUAUCUAAAAUAAAGGAUUUUAUUUCAAGCCCUGA
Messenger RNA from Orbicella faveolata, 763 nucleotides. RefSeq lists its product as uncharacterized. Lineage: Eukaryota; Metazoa; Cnidaria; Anthozoa; Scleractinia; Merulinidae. The record is from RefSeq and is a predicted model, not a curated record.